This is a messenger RNA of Orycteropus afer afer, 1353 nucleotides long. The record is from RefSeq and is a predicted model, not a curated record. NCBI's taxonomy places the organism in Eukaryota, Metazoa, Chordata, Mammalia, Tubulidentata, Orycteropodidae.
AUGUGGGACCUGAACCCCAGGAAUGAAGUUCUGGGGCAGACAGGCCUGUGCAGCCCGAGCGCCCUUUGUCGGAGGAGCCGGGCAAGUGCGCGCAGCGCGCGGGGCUGGACGCGGGCGCAGAGGCCGCUGGUCCCUGGCAUCCGCUGCGAGGCGAGCUCGCUGUUCUGGGCGCAGGAGCUGUGCGUGGCGCCACAUGCGGGCGGGGGUCGGUGCAACCGGGACCCCUCCGCAGAACGAGCGUGUGAGGAGUGCUUCCGGGACAUCCCGGUGCAGCACCAGCCGGAGGAGUGCGCCGAGCGCACGGCGCCGGGGGCAGACGUGCCGCUGGGUGCGGGACGCCCACUGCAAACCAAUGUGAGGGGCUGGGUGCGUGGCGACGGGGGACGCAGAGCGCGGCGGCCCGGGGGCGCCCCCUGCGAGGCUGGACGUGAACCCACCGCGGGCCCUCCGGGAGGCGGGAGCUCGCGUCCCGCCAGCGCAGUGACUCAGCAUCGGGGCGGGCCGGAGCGGACAGGGGCGGGCCCGGGAGACCCUUAUAAGGCUCGGAGGCCGCAGGGCCUGAGGCCGGAGCUCCAUUGCCGCCACCUGUACUCCAUCAAUCAGGUCGGGGAGAGCCCCCAGCGCCGGCUGGCGCUCCCAGGGGCCGGCGCUCCCAGCGUUGAGUCUGGGCUCGGAGACCCCGGGGCUCCUCCAGCGCCGGGAAGCAGAUCCCAGGGGCCUCUGCCACCCUACACCAUUGUCUACUUUCCGGUUCGAGGGCGCUGCCAGGCCAUGCGCAUGCUACUGGCUGACCAGGGCCAGAGCUGGAAGGAGGAGGUGGUGACCAAAGAGGACUGGCUGCAGGGCCCUCUCAAGGCCUCCUGUCUGUACGGGCAGCUCCCCAAGUUCCUGGAUGGAGACUUCACCCUGUACCAGUCCAACACCAUCCUGCGGCACCUGGGCCGCUCCCUGGGCCUCUAUGGGAAGGACCCGCGGGAGGCCGCCCUGGUGGACAUGGUGAACGACGGCGUGGAGGACCUGCGGUGCAAGUACUCCACCCUCAUCUACACCAACUAUGAGGCCGGCAAGGAUGGCUACGUGAAAGCACUGACUGGGCACCUGAAGCCUUUUGAGACACUGCUGUCCCAGAACAAGGUGGGGCAAGCCUUCAUCGUGGGUGAUCAGAUAUCCUUUGCUGACUACAACCUGCUGGACCUGCUGUUGAUCCACCAGGUGCUGGCGCCUGGCUGCCUGGACGCCUUCCCCCUGCUCUUGGCCUACGUGGCGCGACUCAGCGCACGGCCCAAGCUCAAGGCCUUCCUGGCCUCCCCGGAGCACAAGAACCUCCCCAUCAAUGGCAAUGGGAAACAGUGA